Messenger RNA from Rhea pennata, 3175 nucleotides. RefSeq names its product asparaginase (gene ASPG). Gene Ontology annotation, biological process: amino acid metabolic process. The record is from RefSeq and is a predicted model, not a curated record. Lineage: Eukaryota; Metazoa; Chordata; Aves; Rheiformes; Rheidae. The transcript has 16 exons. The annotation marks the transcript as partial. Gene Ontology annotation, molecular function: asparaginase activity; protein binding.
GUCGAGGCGGCGGCGGCGCAGGUGCUGGUCAUCAACACGGGCGGCACCAUCAGCAUGGUGCCCGACGACAAGGGACUCACUCCUGAGGCCAAUAAGUUAGUAAAAAGCUUGAAAAACAUGCCACAGCUGCAUGAUGAAGCAUAUGCCCAGGAAAAAAAGCUGUAUGAUUUCCAUGAAUAUCCAGAUAAGACAUUGGUGCUCCCUGUCUCUAAGCAAAACAAAAGAAUUAUCUACACAAUCCUGGAGCUCUCACCAUUACUUGAUUCUUCCAACAUGACUCCAGAGGACUGGGCCAAAAUUGCAAGGAAACUUGAGGAGCACUAUGAAAAGUAUGAUGGCUUUGUGAUUCUUCAUGGUACUGAUACAAUGGCCUAUACAGCGUCAGCCUUAUCCUUCAUGUUUGAGAACUUGGGCAAAACUGUCGUUGUGACAGGCUCUCAGGUGCCCCUGUACGAGUUGAGGAAUGACGGCCGAGCCAACCUACUGGGAGCACUGCUCUUUGCUGGGCAGUUCGUGAUUCCUGAGGUGUGCCUGUAUUUUUAUAAUAAACUGUACAGGGGAAAUAGGGUGACUAAGGUGGAUGCUGAGAGUUUCAAUGCCUUUUCCUCACCUAACCUGCCUCCACUUGCAAAUGCUGAGGUUGAUAUUAAAAUAAACUGGGAUACAGUGUGGAGAGCCAAUACCAAAAAGAAAUUUCGAGUUCACACCAAUAUGAACAGGAAUGUUGGGCUUCUGCGAAUCUUCCCAGGAAUCACUGCUGCUGCUGUAAAAGCAUUUCUUCAGCCUCCAACUGAGGGCAUUGUACUUGAAACUUAUGGAAGUGGCAAUGCCCCAAAUAACAGAGAAGACUUGCUGGAAGAACUGAAGAAAGCAACUGAACGAAAAGUGGUGAUUCUAAACUGUACCCAGUGUUUACGAGGGUGUGUUACAAAUGUCUAUGCUACAGGGCAGGCUCUUGCUGAUGUUGGAAUAAUUCCUGGAGGUGAUAUGACACCAGAGGCAGCCCUAACUAAACUGUCAUACACACUCAGCAAGAGUGAGCUUAGCUGGGAGAAGAAGAGGCAGAUGCUGAGUGAGAACCUAAGAGGAGAAAUGACUGUUGUACCCACAGGAGACAAGCUCUCUCUGAGAGACAGCAAGUUUAUUCAAAUGAUUGCCAAAUCUCUGAGUAUCAGCUGCAAGGAGGAGCUAGAAGCCAUAAGAGAUGCAUUAAUUCCACCUUUGGCUUGUGCUGCAGCUAAAGUGGGUGACAUAGAUGCACUAAAAGCCAUAAGAGAAAUGGGUGGAAACUUGAGCUGUGGAGACUACGAUGGCCGAACUCCACUUCAUAUUGCAGCCUCUGAAGGGCAUUUACCACUAGUCGAAUAUUUGUUGAUGUCUGGUGCAACUGUUUAUGCUAGGGACAGAUAUGGAUCUACUCCACUGACAAAUGCAGUCCAAUUCAGGCGCACAGAAGUGAUUCACUUACUACGAGAAACUGGAGCUCACCUUUCGAGCCAUGACUUGGAGAACACUGGAACAAUACUCUGCAGCCUGGCAGCUAAAGGUGAUGUGGAUGGGCUGUAUGCUUGGUACCAAGCCGGUGCAGACCUGGAGCAAACUGGCUAUGAUGGCAGGAAUGCCCUAGAAGUAGCAAAGGCUAAAGGGCAUACAGAGAUUCUUGACUUCUUUGGACAUUAGCAGUAAAGAAGACUGUAGAAGAUGGUCGUUGAUCUUCAGCAAAACCAGCUUUGAAUCCUUAAUGACGUUAAGCAGUUACAGGGGGGAAAAAAGAAAGAAAGAAUGGUGGCUACACAUCAAGCAUGCAGGAAAGCUAGAAUUGAUGCAACUUUAAGGCCUCACUGAUUUUCUAAAAAUGAUUUGCUGCUUUAGGUUUUAAUCACUUUUUAAAUGAUUUUUUAAAGUAAACAGUGAGGCUGGAAUGUAUUAUCUCUUUACUGUACAAGUUCUGUUUUCAAGUAGACCUCUUGAAUCUUCGUAUGUUAAAUCAAUGAGGGAAGUAUUGCAUACGUAACAAAAUGAAAUACUGUGGUGAAUUUAUAGCAAGAAAAAUAAAUGGAUUGUACACUUCUGUGUUUAAACUAGUAAAAUCUCUGAGGAACAAUGUUGGUUUCACUGUGUUUUUUGCAACAGCUUGUAUCUCAUCAGUUGCAAUUACAGCAAUUGAGAGUGUCAGUGCAAACAAUUGAAUCAGUCAUAGGCAUCUGCCUGAAGUUGGGUACUAAUCUUCGCUAGUGUGUCACUAUAAAACUUCACUUAAAAUGAGUAGGAGGCAGAUGCCGUAAAGCAUAUUUGUGGGGCUGUCUAAGUGAACUGAUUGUUUUGUUUCUAAUAGUGUCUUUACCACAUCCUAACUGGAAUAUAAUCAAAAUUGCUACAUACUGGACACUUAAUUCUUUGGAUUAUGGAAGUGAUUUGAGUAUUAACAGACCUUCAGUUUAAAGUUCCACUACACUGAGACUACAGAAAAAAAAAGCAAUAUGUAUCUUUUGAUAUAUCUUUUGAGCUGUGCCUACACUGGAAUGUGUAAACUUAGAGAUUACUUCAGGCAAAUGCAUAUAUUGGAGAGGCAACUUUUAAUUUCAUCUACAGCUUCCAUGAUAAUCUAUGUGGAUUUUAUAUCUGCUUCAUCUGAAGUAAAUCUUUGAAAUGCAGAUUUUCCCCCCCUCUUUUUACUCUUCACCCUUUCCAUAGAUAUUCUUAUCAUGGAUAAAAGCUGCACUGAGCUUGCUAGUAUUUAAAGAUUCCCAAGGUGUGUUGCAUAUCAGAUCCCACCAGAAACAGGAUAACUGUGCAUGUAGUUUGAGAAAAUAGCAUGUAUAUCCUGGUUUAAAUAAUGAUAAUAAUAAUAAAAUGCAUGUUUUUUUAAUGUGAAGAGCUUGUGCACCUCUUAACUGCAGUCACAAAAAAUACAACUAUACUGUCUCAUUAUUAAAUAAUUGAUGUUACAUAGCAAAAACAUUCUUUAUAUUGAAUAAAAUUAAUACUGAAUUAGGUAAAUGAGAUCUGAAGUAAACUUCAGAAAUUAGGCUUCCAAUUGAACACCUUUUUGGUGUUUUAUCUCUAAAUACAUAAAUGGAAUAUAUGUAACAACAUCUGUGAAAAUUUUUACAAUCAGGCAAAAAAAGUGUUGACUUUUCUUCCUACAGUAUUUAGACCUAGUAUCUUAACUCUU